GGUGACUGCGCUCUGGCAUUUGCGUUGCGGGUUUGUGCUACACGCGUGGAAGGGGCACAGCAGGAGUAAGCAGAAGUCUGUAGCAGCGGCGCCGACUGAAACUGGGGGGACAAUGUUUAACAGCCUUCUCAGGGAGUUCGACGAAGAUCCAUUCUUCUCGGAUCCGUUCCGGGCGCAUAAUGAGCGCGUGCGGCAGAUGAUGCGCAGCUUCUCCGAGCCCUUUGGGCAGGACCCAACGCCCCGCCUGACCGAUGGGCGGGGCCACAGGCCCAGUCAGGGCGAGCCCAGCUCCAGCCUGGCCUUGCCACAGGACCACAUGGGCAUGGACCUCUUCAGAAGCCCCUUCCACACGAUGGACAGCAUGAUGAGCGGGAUGAGGAGCAGGAUGGAGAACCUGCACAGAGACAUGCAGAACCUGUCAGCUGAUCCCAACGCCCACUCCUUCAGCUCCUCCUCGGUGAUGACCUACUCUAAGACCGGGGACGAGCCAGCCAAGGUGUUCCAGGCCUCCAGCCAAACGCGCCGCGCGCCUGGGGGGGUUAAGGAGACGCGGCGAGCACUGAAGGACUCGGAGUCCGGGGUGCAGAAGAUGGCGAUCGGGCACCACAUCCAGGACCGCGGCCACAUCAUGGAGAAGAAGCACAACACCAGGACCGGAGAGAGAGAGCUCAACCAGGACUUCCACAACAUGGACGAGACUGAGGCGCAGUCCUUCGAUGAGGAGUGGCAGAGGGAGGUGUCCCGGUUCUGCCCCCCGGCCCCCCUGUCCCGCCUGGAGGCCCCCAAACCUCGCGCUGCCCACCGAGCCGCCAUCGCAGCCCCCCAGUUGGCCCGGAGGGAGAAGCUGAAGCUGAAGGCUGAGGGGAAAAGACCCGAAUUCAGCGACCCGCAGAAGCCCUGAGCUCGCAGGAGGAAGCGGCGUUCUAGUGUUCCUGCGUUACCCCGCCCCGCCCCGCCCCGCCCCAUCCUACCCUGUCCUGCCCCGCCCCAUCCUACCCUGUCCCGCCCAGCCCCGCCCCAUCCUACCCUGUCCCGCCCAGCCCCGCCCCAUCC
This is a messenger RNA of Anguilla rostrata (American eel), 1053 nucleotides long. RefSeq names its product myeloid leukemia factor 1 (gene mlf1). Lineage: Eukaryota; Metazoa; Chordata; Actinopteri; Anguilliformes; Anguillidae. Gene Ontology annotation, biological process: regulation of DNA-templated transcription. Gene Ontology annotation, cellular component: nucleus; cytoplasm. The record is from RefSeq and is a predicted model, not a curated record. The transcript is spliced from 7 exons. Bases 113 to 901 code for a protein of 262 amino acids.